CAUCUUUUGAGAGAAACGGUGCGCAUCUGGAUGGCGAUUCUGUUCCGGGCUGGCGGCAGCUCCGGAGGAACGUCAUGUUUAAUUUCGAGGUAAUAAGCGAGUGGAUGUACAGAUCCACUCGCAAACUUUCUCCCAUCGCCACUCAUCUGAAUAUAAAAUCACCAUGUAUCCUGCAAGCUAUCCAAACAACUCUGUUCCCUUCCCCCAGACUGUACCAGUUUACACUCAAUCGCAGACACCUUACCCUUCUCCUUACGCAUCUUCUUAUCUCCAACCGACGAUUCCUUCUAAUAUGCCCACUUACGCCUACCCCGCCCAUUCUUCACAUCACUCACGUCCUCGCGCGCAUUCGACCUCUUACAAUGGCUACACUCAACCGGUAAUUUACGCACCGAGCCAUCACAGUCAUGGCAGUCGCCGUAGCCACAGUCAUUCUCGCAGCCACGGUCAUGGUGGCUCUCAUUCUCAUUCCCGCCACCACUCAACCUCAGGCUACCGUGACUCGGGACACAGACAUCACUCGACGGCUGGGUACAACCAGGCGUACUACGCUCCCGCACAAAGCUACUACCCAAGUGGCGGACACCAGCCAUAUUACCAGCCUUCUGGUCAUUAUCAGAGUAGUCCCCAAGUAGUACGUGUCGAGAGCCGUCACCAGCACAAUGUGUUGGCGAAUCCUCAUCACUCUUAUCAUUCUCGUCGAUACUCCGAACCCUCUUUCGGCGAGCGUCUUCGCCACUUUUUCACCUUUGGUGGCUCUUCUCGCCACUCCCGUUCGCAUUCGCGAUCUAGGGAUGGUCGAUAUACGAGCACCCGUAAUAUCGGCAAGGUCGACGACAGAGGCAGGGAGAUCUAUCGGGUCUAAUUCCCCUCCCAUAUCUCCCAUUCAUCAAUUCUUGCUUCUUGAUCAGGACUCACGAAUAAGUUAUCUUCAGUGCUCAACGCUUGACCAUCUAUGCUACUCGAAUACCUCCAACUCGCCCAAGUUCCUAUUGUAUUUCUUGGCGUCAUCGUCCCUCUUUCACCCUGCUUUCCUUGUCUUUUGUUGUCUUACUACUACUAGCUCAAGUCUGCCUAGGUUCCAGUCUCCAAUUGUACUCUAUGUCUGCUACCCAGCUUUUACGACCCAAAUGUAAUUGUACGCUAGCUCCAGUUUCUUACAAGCAAUCGAAUGCUUUUCAAACAUUUUUACUGGAACGUCAAGGGACGACAUGAGGAACGGCUCACAAUCGAGACAAGCACAUAAGAUCUAUUAUAACGCAGACCAAGUACAGUAUACGAUAUAUCUUUCUCAAGCAAACAAGCUAGAUCUAUGACUAGUAUCGAUACAAAAACUAUAUACAGGAUGUAAAGACAACAAACAACAAUUGUGGAAUCAAAUAUACGCGUAUGCAUAUACAGCAAUAAGUUCUAGAACAAAAAAAUAGGGAGGGGGCAUGAAAACUUGGAAGCAUAUACAAGCAUGUAUAUAUCUAUGAGGGGUCUAGGGAAUAAGGGUGAAAAGGAAUGAGAAGUAAGGAAAAGAAAAGCCAUUGAGGUUGGAGCAUAUGGUACAAGAUUCAAGGAGAAGGUCGAUGUGGUAGACACGUUUUACUCCUUUGGGAAUACUAUGGUAACUCAUAGCAUG
This is a messenger RNA of Somion occarium, 1627 nucleotides long. The record is from the annotation of a GenBank genome assembly. NCBI's taxonomy places the organism in Eukaryota, Fungi, Basidiomycota, Agaricomycetes, Polyporales, Cerrenaceae.